GAGAAACAUCCUACAGGGUUUAAAUUUUAUUAUUAAAGUUUAUUCCCCAAACAGGAAGAAACGCCACCAAACAGAAAUCUUUCUCUUUUAAAAUUAGAAGAUAAAUCAAGGAAUAUGGACUCUAUAAAUUCCAGAACUCAGGAAACAUCCUCUUCUACUACAGCCAACAUUAGAUCUUUUAAAUGUUCAGACUGUGGGAGGAGUUUUACUAAACCGAGUAAUCUCCGAACCCACCAGCGCGUUCACACCGGAGAGAAACCCUUUCACUGUACAGAAUGUGGGAAAUGUUUUGCUGCACUGAGUAAUUUCAGAGUUCACCAGCGAAUUCAUACCGGAGAGAAACCGUAUCUCUGCGUAGACUGUGGGAAACGCUUUACCGGACAGGGAGCUCUAAUAGCACACCAGCGCGUUCACACCGGAGAGAAACCGCAUCAGUGCUCAGAGUGUGGGAAGCGGUUUACCCAACAGAGUGGUUUUGAAGCGCAUCAGAGAAUUCACACCGGAGAGAAACCGUAUUCCUGUUCAGACUGCGGGAAGAGCUUCAGUCGACAGAGUGUUCUCCAAAACCACCAGUUUAUUCACACCGGAGAGAAACCGCAUCAGUGUUCAGACUGCGGGAAGAGUUUUAAUCGACAGAGUGAUCUUAGAGUUCACCAGAGCGUUCACACCGGAGAUAAACCGUAUCCCUGCGCAGACUGUGGGAAACGCUUUAGUGUACAGGGUCGUCUCCUCGCACACCAGCGAAUUCACACCGGAGAUAAACCGUUUUAUUGCACAGAGUGUGGGAAACGUUUUACCCAACACGGUGGUUUUGAAGCGCAUCAGCGAAUUCAUACCGGAGAGAAACCGUAUUCCUGUUCACACUGCGGGAAGAGUUUUACUGUACAGAGUAACCUGGAGAGACACCAGAGAAUUCACAGACGGAGAGAAAAGGAAUUAGCGUGUGAAAAGUUUUACUCCACAGGAUAAUUCAUAUAGAUUUUUCAGGAUUUUCUGUGUGUAAAUUCUUUUUAAAAGUAACAGAAAAGAACACAUUUUCCAUCUUCUGAAUAUGAAUAACCCAGACAUUGAUUGAAGCGGCAGGUGUCUUCAUCAAAGUGUGAUUAUCUGCCAAGAAACAAAGACUUUACAAACAAGAA
This is a messenger RNA of Astyanax mexicanus (Mexican tetra), 1139 nucleotides long. RefSeq names its product oocyte zinc finger protein XlCOF26-like. The record is from RefSeq and is a predicted model, not a curated record. The coding region runs from base 115 to 969 and encodes 284 amino acids. The transcript has a single exon. NCBI's taxonomy places the organism in Eukaryota, Metazoa, Chordata, Actinopteri, Characiformes, Acestrorhamphidae.